AUGGCUGCUAACGAUGCUCAGGCUUCAACUAACUACAAGGAGGCUUUCUCAUUAUUCGACAAGCGAGGCAAUGGCCGUGUUUCCCUCGACAGCCUCGGCGACCUCCUGCGCGCUUGUGGCCAGAACCCUACCUUAGCCGAGAUCAGAGAUUUGGAGCGUAAUGUUGGUGGUGACUUUGACUUCGAGACUUUCUCGAAAAUCCUGAAUCGACCAGGUGGCUUCCGCGAUCCCGGCGAACCCGACGAAUACUGCCGCGGCUUUCAAGUUUUCGAUAAGGACAUGACUGGCUUUAUUGGUGUUGGUCAACUCAAGUACAUCUUAACGAAUCUGGGAGAAAAGAUGACGGAUGAGGAAGUGGACGAGCUACUCAAGGCUGUCGACACCAGCUCAGGACAAGUCAACUAUACUGAACUUGUCCGAACCAUCCUAGCCAACUAA
Daldinia childiae is the source of this 438-nucleotide messenger RNA. Its product is annotated as Myosin regulatory light chain cdc4. Gene Ontology annotation, cellular component: myosin II complex. The transcript has 3 exons. Lineage: Eukaryota; Fungi; Ascomycota; Sordariomycetes; Xylariales; Hypoxylaceae. The record is from RefSeq and is a predicted model, not a curated record. Gene Ontology annotation, biological process: mitotic actomyosin contractile ring assembly. Bases 1 to 438 code for a protein of 145 amino acids. Gene Ontology annotation, molecular function: calcium ion binding.